Molecule: messenger RNA, 2320 nt
Organism: Aegilops tauschii subsp. strangulata
Lineage: Eukaryota; Viridiplantae; Streptophyta; Magnoliopsida; Poales; Poaceae
Product: cytochrome P450 84A1-like
Molecular function (GO): oxidoreductase activity, acting on paired donors, with incorporation or reduction of molecular oxygen; iron ion binding; monooxygenase activity
Source: RefSeq, a predicted model, not a curated record
CUAUCUAUAAACCCGGGCACCCUCACUUAUGGUUAUAGAAGUUAGAGCUUCUAGCUAGUUCGAGCAUCAACCAAUGGCUAGCCAAGAUCGCCAUGGAAUGGCUCCAAGAUCCACUGAGCUGGCUGCUCGUUGCCUCGGUGGCCUUCGUCGUGCUGCAGCGGCGGCAGCGAGGCAAGGCACCGCCGCUGCCUCCGGGGCCAUAUGCGCUGCCGAUCGUGGGCAACAUGUUAAUGAUGGACCAGCUGACCCACCGGGGCCUCCUGGAGCUGGCGAAGCAGUACGGCGGCCUGCUCCACCUCCGCCUCGGCAAGCUCCACGCCAUCGCCGUGUCGACGCCGGAGUACGCUCAGGAGGUGCUGCAGGCGCAGGACGGCGCCUUCUCGAACCGGCCGGCGACCAUCGCCAGCACCUACCUCACGUACAACCGUGCCGAUAUGGCGUUCGCGCAUUGCGGGCCCUUCUGGCACCAGAUGCGCAAGCUGUGCGUGACGAAGCUCUUCAGCCGGCGCCGGCUUGAAUGGUGGCUCGCCGUGCGCGACGAGUCUGCGGCCCUCGUCCACACCGUGGCCCGGCGGAGCGGCGAGUCCGUGAACCUCGGCGAGCUCAUCCUUAACCUCACCAAGAACGUCACCUUUCGCGCCGCGUUCGGCACUACCGGCGACGGCGACGGCGGGAAGCAGGACGAGUUCAUCGCCAUCAUCAAGGAGUUCUCCCAGCUCUUCGCCGCAUUCAGCAUCGGCGACUUUAUCCCGUGGCUCAGCUGGGCGGACACACAGGGCAUCAACGUGCGCCUCCGCGCCGCGCGUGCCGCCCUCGACGAGUUCAUUGACAAGAUCAUCGACGGGCACAUGAAGAGGAGCAAGAACCCUAACGACAUCGACGCCGACAUGGUGGACGACAUGCUUGCGUUCCUCCCUGAGGUGAAAUCGAAGAUGGCCGUUGGCGACGGCGGGGAUGACCUGCACAACACGCUCAGCCUCACCCGUGACAACAUCAAGGCCAUCAUCAUGGACGUGAUGUUUGGCGGAACGGAGACGGUGGCGACAGCAGUCGAGUGGGCAAUGGCGGAGAUGAUGCACAACCCUGAUGACCUUCUGCGGCUGCAAAAGGAGAUCACCAACAUGGUGGGUCUUGACCGGAACGUGGAUGAUUCAGACCUCAACAAGCUCCCCUUCCUCAAGUGCGUCGUCAAGGAGACACUCCGACUACACCCGCCAUUCCCGCUGCUCCACAACGAGACCGCUGAGGACUGCGUCGUUGGUGGCUAUUCUGUGCCCCGGGGCUCCCGCGUCAUGAUCAACGUCUUCGCCAUGGGCCGCGAUGCCAAGGCGUGGAAGGGCGCUGACACAUUCCGACCAUCACGGUUUAUGCCGGGUGAAGGGGAGGCCACCGGGGUUGACUUCAUGGGUGGGUGCUUCGCAUUCCUGCCGUUUGGGUCUGGCCGCCGCUCGUGUCCUGGAAUGGCGUUGGGCCUAUACUCGCUCGAGCUCAUCGUCGUGCAGCUUGCCCAUGGUUUCAGCUGGGUAUUGCCUGAUGGCAUGAAGCCAUCAGAUCUUGACAUGGCCGACAUCUUCGGCUUCACUGCACCACGUGCCACUAGGCUCUGCGUUGUGCCAACCCCACGACUUGCCUGCCUUUUUGUCACUAAUGUCGACUCCACGCGUCAGACGACGUUGUUCGCCAGUGUAGGUGGUGUUUGACUGAGAGGUUGUCAUGGCGCUAUUGUAAGAGUUUGCUGGUUUUAUCUCACAUUUUUUUUUCCUUUUGUCUUUUAAGCCUACAGAAGAAGAAGAAUGGGAUUCCAGACUAUCUUUGUGCAUCCUUAAGUUACAAUUAAGCAUCUGGUGAUGUUUUAUGAUUAAUUACACAAACUUUAAACUCCUACCACACAUAUUUUUGAGAAGUUGUUUGUAUGUGAUUUGUUACUGUUGGGCUACGCGGAGUGCAACUGUUGCAUAAAAAAAACCACGCCGAACACCCUGGAGCAUGUUUAGCAGAUAGAUCACGUGAUUACCACUAGGCGCACAUUGCUCAUGGCGGAAGAAGAGUUGGAGUAGCGUGUCAUCCGGUAGAUUCGUCACCUCCAGCCUAAUCCCACGAAUAGUUGAUCGCCAGAUCUCUUGGGUAGAUCGUUGGCGACAUGAUCUAAGUUGAACCUAACCGACUUCUAAUGGUUCUUAUUGAGAAAAGUAGAGAGAAUCAUCAUCGUCUUAACACACCAAUAGUGAGAACGUUAAAUUCUCCACUUGCUAUUUCAUGUGCUUCGUGGUGCACUGAUAUAACUUUGGUGUGAAGCACAAAUGAGGGGCUUCUUCCGUCA